CACAAUAACAACUUCCUCCUUACUCCUCUCCAAAUAAUCAGAUUCAAGGAUACUCCUUGUCUAUCUCACCCGUUUACUUUAACACCUUUCUACUCUUAUCAUCAUGGGUAGGUGAGCUUAUGUGUUUGACUUUCUUGCUUUCUGUUUCAUCAUAUUCGUUGAUGGUUGUGUGUGUUUGUGUGAUGGUCUUAGUGCCCAGCGGGGUAAAUUCAAUGGCGGGGUUCAUGAUUAUCCAUGACCCAUGACUUCCCACUGCCUGCCUUCGGACAUCGCGGCUUUUUUAUUUUUUUUGUCUCUGCUAGUCAUCAUGGAUGACUUGUCAGCCACGUUUGCUAAAUAUCGCUCGUCUCUUUACAGGUUCCGACCACGGUUGCAGCUGCGGUGCCUCUUGCCAGUGCCCUGCCGGCCAGUGCAAGUGCCCGGUAUGUUCACCUGCAUCCCUUUCAGGUUAAAUGAUGAUAUACCCGAAUCUGGCAGGCUGACAUCUUUGAACCCCCUCAAGAAAUAAAUUAGGUGCGGAGUUGAGCUCUGCGGUGAACAAGUCAAGAUGGAUCUGGUCCACGGUUCGGAGGGCCUUUCCUAGUUCCAUGUACAUAUUAGAUCGAUAAGAUCUAUGGCCAUACAAAGAUC
Molecule: messenger RNA, 630 nt
Organism: Aspergillus brunneoviolaceus CBS 621.78
Lineage: Eukaryota; Fungi; Ascomycota; Eurotiomycetes; Eurotiales; Aspergillaceae
Exons: 1
Coding region: 242-508 (88 amino acids)
Source: RefSeq, a predicted model, not a curated record